AAUUCUUCAAAGCAAAACUCUGGGAAAGAUGAGGAGGUUUGUCCGAACAAGAAUGUCGAUUGGUGAGCUAUCGGUGUCAAGCAGCUGGAAUGCAAUGAUGAAGGCGCAAAGGAAAAGGAUCCAAGAGAAGAUAGCAAGCUCCAAAGAAAAUGAGAAUGCUCAACUCCGUUUUCGAACUGGAAGCUUGCAAAGGCAGACUGUAUCACUGCGCUGUUCCUUCGCUGGAGAGUGGAGAGAAAAGACGAUGUGGUCCUCUGGCUAGCUAGCUAUCAUGAGUGUUGCCACUUCUUGGUUCCACAAAUAAUCUCGUUGCGUUUGUCUGCUAGUCCAGUAGUGCGUUUCUAACCAUGGCCCCCAAUCAAAAGUUUCAAGCGAAUUCGCUCCACACUGCCCAUGACAAUGAGCCCUCCUUGUUGUUGGCCCAGCCCCAGCAAUACUUGCCAUUGACAAAUCAGCAGGUGCAAGACGAGACAGUCAUUCAGCAUGAUGCCACAGCCAUCAAGGAUCUUUCUGUCAACAAGCCGAUUUCCUCUGGAGUUGCCGUGGAGCAGAACAAUGACCGGAGGAAACAGGAUGAGAAUGAGAAGUAUUGGAACUGGCCUACGUUACCUCGUGACACAGCCGUGGUGAAGUGCUCUUCUUUCAAGAUCAAGGGGGGAAAGCAGCACAGCCAAGCUCACGACUUUUUAUUCUCGGCCGAUUUCAUUGAAGCCAAACUGGUGGCGGAAUCGCAGCGGAUUCAAGAACGAUUGCAACAGGGAGUCACCAUCAUCCGUGCGCCUCCCAGGGAGGAUGGUUACUGGGAGGAACGUUCUGGCAAGGACGUGGUACUCUCCAAUGCCAACCAAGCCGUGUCGGAACGCACGGGGUACUGGGAUUGGUCGCCCAGUGUCGAGACGGACCGUGCUCCUCUCAUCGCCUUGAUUCGUCAGGAAGAGUUUGCCCGGCAGCAAGUAUCGGCCAAGACCAUGGAACACCUGGAGCAACUGCCGCCUUCAACCGAACAUGCCGCCACAAAGUGUCGUCGGACCAUAUCCAACAAUAACAAGGAUGACGCUUACUGGCACUGGGAAUCACCUCCUACUACCAUCCAUGCCGAUCCCAGCACGGUCCAUGAUUCGUAUUGGGAAUGGAAUACCGAACGAACAACGACAGCCGAGGCGGCAGCCUUGCUGGCAUCCAUUCUAGAGCAUGAAGCUACUCGCCAGCUCUUCUCCAUCGAACAUGUGACUGACACACUUGUCGCAGGUGUGCAACAAGAAGAACACGACAGUGCUGGGUCCAAGCGCAAUAUGACCCAGGAAUCGGAGGACUACACAUACUGGACCUGGGUGUCUUCCUAACUAAUGACAAAGCCGAUGGGGAGGAUACACUUUGCUCUAAGGUGAUCAUCAGAUAGAUGGUUAUGAUCCAUUUAUCCCUUGCCUUGAA
Molecule: messenger RNA, 1431 nt
Organism: Seminavis robusta
Lineage: Eukaryota; Bacillariophyta; Bacillariophyceae; Naviculales; Naviculaceae
Source: the annotation of a GenBank genome assembly